Molecule: messenger RNA, 1430 nt
Organism: Vespula pensylvanica (western yellowjacket)
Lineage: Eukaryota; Metazoa; Arthropoda; Insecta; Hymenoptera; Vespidae
Gene: Sirt2
Product: NAD-dependent protein deacetylase sirtuin-2
Exons: 6
Coding region: 272-1375 (367 amino acids)
Molecular function (GO): histone deacetylase activity, NAD-dependent; NAD+ binding
Source: RefSeq, a predicted model, not a curated record
GCAAUUGUGUUCCAUUAGAUGCGCAGUCUUCUCUACUGCAUCUUUCGCUAUAAAUAAAAAAUAUUUGCAAACAAUGACAAUACGUAAAAAAUAUUAUUCAUAAAUAUUCUAUUUUCUUGUCGAGUACUUCAACAUUACUAUAAUCGUUAAAUGAUGUGUAUGUUCAAGCAAAUGUAUUCGUGAAGUUUUUGAAUUCUUUAUUCAAUAAAUUCACAUAUAGAGAAAAAUCUAUAUUGAAACAAUUUCUGUCAAAUUUUUCUAAUUAAACGAAAUGGAAAAACAUAAUGAUGAACAGGAAAAAGACAAUAAUCCGGAUGAAGACAAACCUGGCCCAUCUUCAGAAAAUACAGAAACAGAGACAGAAGGAGAAGACUCGGGCAUGGAAAAAAUACGCAAAUAUUUAAUUCAGAAAUUAAAGUUGUAUGACUCAGACAAUGAACAAGAGUCAUCUCCAGGUGUUCUUAAAGAGCUAACCAUAGAUGGUAUUGUAGAUUACAUAAAACAGAAUCCAAAAUGUAAAAUUAUAACAAUGGCUGGAGCUGGUAUCUCCACAUCUGCAGGAAUUCCAGAUUUUCGUUCGUCUUCAAGUGGACUUUAUCACAAUCUAGAAAAAUAUAAUUUACCACAUCCCCAAGCAGUUUUUGAAUUAGAUUUUUUUAUGGAAAAUCCAGAACCAUUUUUUACUCUUGCAAAACAAUUGUUACCUGAAGGAUUUAAACCUACAUUAUGUCAUUAUUUUAUUCGUCUUUUAUGGGAAAAAGGUUUAUUAUUGCGACAUUAUACACAAAAUAUUGAUACAUUAGAAAGAAUUGCUGGAUUGCCAACAGAAAAAUUAAUAGAAGCUCAUGGAACUUUUCAUACUGGUCAUUGCCUUAAAUGCAAAGCGCCGUAUACGCUUGAAUGGAUGAAAGAAAAAAUAUUGGAAAGUGUAAUACCCAAAUGUGAAGAAUGCGAAGAAGGCGUAGUAAAACCUGAUGUGGUCUUUUUCGGAGAAAUGUUACCUGAACGUUUCCAUUAUUUUGCCGACAGAGAUUUUGUACAUGCUGAUCUCUUAAUUAUUAUGGGAUCAAGUUUGGUAGUACAACCUUUCGCCUCUCUUAUUGACAGAGUACGCCCUUCCUGUCCUCGUCUUCUUAUAAAUAAAGAAAAAGCGGGUAUGCAAGAUCGUUUGUCCAGAUUUUUAGGUUUAAGACAAGGUUUAAUCUUCGACUCCAAAAAUUCCAAUUCAGGACGAGAUGUUGCUUGGUUAGGUGACUGUGAUACAGGUUGUCAGUUGUUAGCUGACAAACUUGGUUGGGGUGAAGAAUUGAAAGCAUUGAUAAAACGAGAGCAUGAACGUCUAGAUGCAGAAAGUUCCAAUGUUAAGAAUUCGUAAAAAAUUGUAUAAAUAUAUAUGUAACAGACAAAGUAAAAUGAUUCUUUAAUGUUUA